Molecule: messenger RNA, 3107 nt
Organism: Gekko japonicus
Lineage: Eukaryota; Metazoa; Chordata; Lepidosauria; Squamata; Gekkonidae
Gene: ZC3H10
Product: zinc finger CCCH-type containing 10
Exons: 5
Coding region: 615-1802 (395 amino acids)
Molecular function (GO): metal ion binding
Source: RefSeq, a predicted model, not a curated record
GCCUAUAAAUACCAAGCGACGGGCUUCGCAGACCUUUCCGUUGCUGCUGCCACCGCCAUCUUGAGUGGAAGGUGUCUGGCGCGGUGUCGUUCAUCCGCGGCCAUCUGACUACAGCUCUGCUCCCCCUUCUUGGGGACUGAGCCGGGGGGAACGACCCCAACAUGAGAGCUAAGUGGCGAAAGAAGCGUAUGCGCAGGCUGAAGCGCAAAAGGAGAAAGAUGAGGCAGAGGUCCAAGUAGACAUCUCCUGCAGUGCUACUGAAGCUGCAGAGCAGAGCAUGGAAUGGUGGAGCUUGGGAAGCUGACUUCCAGACAAGGCCUGCUAUUUGAUGCUACUGUUAGAAGACUCCUUGCUUAUCUUCAGGAACUUCCAUCUUGAAGCCUAGGAGCUGUGAUCUGUAAUGGGUGCCAGCCCUCAGCUUUACUAUUCUGGACUGGUUCUCUUCUUUGCGGCUUGAUGUAGUGACUGUAUAUAAUAAAACCCAUUUUGGGAAUUCACACUUGGGACAAUUCAAGGCUGAAACCUCGCAGUAACCCACCUUGGCAUGUAUUUGAAAACGCUGCUUCAUAAAGCCGCCUGAUCCUGGCUGCCAGCCCCACGGGGUCACGGAAAGAAUGCCGGACCGCGACAAUACCUACAACGGUAGCGGCAGCGAUGAGGCAAGCGCCAACUCUGAUGACAUCUGCCGAGAUUUUUUGCGCAACGUCUGCAAGCGGGGCAAGCGCUGCCGUUUCCGCCACCCCGACAUCAACGAGGUGACCAACCUGGGAGUUAGCAAGAACGAGUUCAUCUUCUGCCACGACUUUCAGAACAAAGAAUGCGUCCGCAUCAACUGCCGCUUCAUUCACGGCACCAAGGAAGACGAGGACUGCUAUAAGAAGACCGGAGAGCUGCCCCCACGCCUCCGCCAGAAAGUGGCGGCCGGGCUGGGCCUUUCCCCGGCCGAUCUUCCCAACAGCAAGGAGGAAGUGCCCAUCUGCAGGGAUUUCCUGAAGGGGGAUUGCCAGCGUGGAGCCAAAUGCAAAUUCCAGCAUCUGCAGCGGGAUUUUGAGUACGAUGCCCGGGGGCUGACUACUCGGGAGCAGGGCAUCACCACGCCUGUGCGGCGAUACGACCCUUACGACCCCAUGUACGAUUCUGACCGAUGCUAUGAUGAUCACGAUCCUGUGCUCAAGAGGCGGAGGGUGGACGGGCUCCACUUUGAGACUUACGAGUACAACUUUACCAGUCCGCGCACGGUGGAAUACCGGCUCCUGGAAGAGGAGAACAUCAUGCUCCGCAAACGUGUAGAAGACCUCAAGAAGCAGGUCAACAACCUCCUGGCCACCAAUGAAGUCCUCUUGGAGCAGAAUGCCCAGUUCCGCAACCAGGCCAAGGUGAUGACGCUCAGUUCCACAGCCACGCCCACGGAACAGACUCUGGCGCCCACGGUUGGCACAGUCACCAACUACAAUCACAGCAUUGCCCAGACCCACACCACCCUGAGCAGCCAAGCUCUGCAGCCACGGCCUGUUACGCAACAGGAUUUGGUGGCUCCAGCUGGUGCGCAGGCAGCACCGCCCAGCAACGCAGCGCCCCCUAUGAACCCCGAGAUCACCCCCUUGUCGGCAGCUCUGGCUCAGACCAUUGCCCAGGGGAUGGCCCCACCAGUCUCCAUGGCACCCGUGGCCGUGUCAGUGGCACCUGUGGCCGUGUCAAUGGCACAACCACUGGGGGGCAUAACCAUGAGCCACGCCACUACGCCCAUGGUGACGUACCCCAUAGCCUCACAGAGCAUGAGGAUAACAGCCAUGCCUCACUAGUCCCCUUCCUGAGGGAAGUGACCUCAUUCAAUAUAUGUUGCCCCCUAGGUUUGAGGGGGGGAAAUCACUGCUAGGAUCCAUUCCUAUCCUGUGGAAGGUGAACUACACAGCAGAAAGAGGCUGGCUUCAGGUGUGGAUCUGAAACCCACCAGAACUCUCAUCUCUACACACAAAGAAGGACACUAGCUUGGGUGGACAUGAGACUUUCCCUUCUCACACACACAGUGGCCGGGCUCAGGGAUGACUGGAUUAACAAAGCAAUUUAGAGGGUGUAGUAAUUGCAUAGCCUUUGUCUCUACCUUGUAUCUCUUUUGCAGCUCUUCCAUUAUCACGAAGUCACCAACCAGUCUCUUUCGGAGUUUAGUAACGGAGUUUAUUAUCUCUCUGGUGGAAGCAUUGCACUCACACACACAGACACACACAGUCCAUCCUGUGCUGGCCCGGAGGGAAGAUGUGGGUAGGCUUUCCCUUUGCUCAGUCAGAUGUGGAGAGGAAAAAGGGCUGAAAGGCUGCUUGUUCCCCAGAGAGCAGAGGCUAAGGCAGCCUGUGUUAUGCAUAUUUGGGCAGCUUUAAGGCAAGGAUCCAGGCUCCUGGGUAUAAAUCUCCCCCCCCUCCCCGCUCUGUUACAACAGACAGAAAAAUUAGAACUGGCAGCAGAAGGGAGAGGUAAAUCCAGCCAUUUCUUCUGGCUUGAUUGGGCCUUGAGUCUAGGAAUACCAAUCAUGACCCUAAAAGGAAUGGGUUAAAUAUGCUCCCUUACUGAAAUAAGCCAGGUUGAGAUGAUUGUGGGUACAACAGAGAUGGCACAUUUUGUAUUAAUUCCUGGGUUUCUCAGAAUUCAGAAUGAAGUGGCAGGUUGUCUCCAGGCCAAACCAAGGAUGAGCAGCGUUAUUUCCCAUUGACACCUGCAGGAGUAUGAUGUGCCUUGUGAGCCCCCAGUAGUCUCCCCCUCUCUUGGGCUUACCACUGAGGUUUUUGCUGCUUCCUGCCUGUAGUUCCUGUCUGAAUUGCUCGCAUAUACGGGGACUCUGUAGGCCUUUGUUGGGGGUUUUUUGGUAGGGGCUUCCCUGCUGUAUGUCACUCCUUGCUCUCAUUUUUUUUUUAAAGGAGAUACUUCUGUCAGUGUCGUUCUUUUCGUUGUGAAUUUCAAGCUCAUCCUUGGGUCUGAAAGUAACUUUUUUUGCAUUUCCCCCGUUCUCCUUGGAUUGGUUUUUUUUAAAGAUGUUUUAAAAGGAAAAUGUUUCACGACCCAGCUGUUUCUACAGUUCAGUGUAAAGGUUUUCAGCUAUUAAAGCAAAUGUACAG